CGGAGUACAAGUAGCCCACAAUGGAUACGCUCAUAGCCAACGCUGAUGCGUGGACAUUUAAGAUAGAAAAGGACAUGAAUGAACAGUUUGGAGCCCUUUCGCUUCCCUUUCCCGGCAUGGACAAAUCCACCGCGGCCGUUUGUCUGUUCUUCAGCUCAUCCGAUGGAACCGAGUGCCAGAAGGGAAACUCGUGCCCUUUCCGGCACAUUCGCGGCGACCGUACGAUCGUGUGCAAACACUGGCUGCGGGGCCUCUGCAAGAAGGGUGACCAGUGCGAGUUCCUGCACGAGUACGAUAUGACCAAGAUGCCCGAGUGUUACUUCUACUCGCGGUUCAACGCCUGCCACAACAAGGAGUGCCCUUUCCUGCACAUCGAUCCGGAGAGCAAAAUCAAAGACUGCCCGUGGUACGAUCGUGGGUUCUGCCGGCACGGUCCGAACUGUCGGCAUCGGCACGUGCGGCGGGUGCUGUGCAAUAACUAUCUGGCCGGGUUCUGUCCCGAUGGGCCCGAGUGUAAGUACAUGCACCCACGGUUCGAGCUACCGCCACCGCCGGAAAUCAAGGAUCAAACCCCGAAGCGACCCACCACCUGCCACUACUGUGGUGAACUGGGUCACAAAGCAUCCUACUGUCCAAAGAUGCCGCUAGAGCAACGCGAAGCUACGCAGCGGAUGGAAGAUGCCAAGUAUCGAGCCCUGGGGUACUACAAACAUCGGAUUCAUCAGGAACAGGCCCACAAUGCUGGUGGCGGCGAGGAGGGUGGCAAUUUCAUGCCACAAAAGCCACCACCACGACCCAUCGAAGAGAUUACAUGUUUCAAGUGCGGCCUCAAGGGACAUUAUGCCAACAAGUGCACCAAGGGACAUUUGGCGUUCCUCUCGAACAACGUCCAGCGGAAAUAGUUUAUCGAAUCAAUUUUGUUUAAGAAUAAAAACGUG
This is a messenger RNA of Anopheles cruzii, 938 nucleotides long. RefSeq names its product cleavage and polyadenylation specificity factor subunit 4 (gene Clp). The transcript is spliced from 4 exons. NCBI's taxonomy places the organism in Eukaryota, Metazoa, Arthropoda, Insecta, Diptera, Culicidae. Gene Ontology annotation, molecular function: zinc ion binding; RNA binding. Bases 21 to 902 code for a protein of 293 amino acids. The record is from RefSeq and is a predicted model, not a curated record.